Messenger RNA from Chroicocephalus ridibundus (black-headed gull), 2172 nucleotides. RefSeq names its product enkurin domain containing 1 (gene ENKD1). NCBI's taxonomy places the organism in Eukaryota, Metazoa, Chordata, Aves, Charadriiformes, Laridae. The record is from RefSeq and is a predicted model, not a curated record. The transcript is spliced from 8 exons. The coding region runs from base 2 to 1468 and encodes 488 amino acids. Gene Ontology annotation, cellular component: cytoplasmic microtubule.
AAUGUGCUAUGCUCAGCCCGGCUACGCCGCAGGGACAUGGCCACCCGCUGCCUCUCCCUGCCGAGCUGCCGGGGUGGGGGUUCCCCCUCCCAGCGCCAGACCCAGGCGGCCCCGCUCCCCGGCCCCGCUCCGCGGCCUCGCUCCCGGCAGGGCCCGCCCCGGCCGCGGCCCCGGCCCCUCCCGGCGGAAGCGGCUGUUGCCCAGGAGCGUGGCGGGGACGGGCCGGGCCAGGCCGGGCGUUCGGCUGCCGGUCCCAGGCCAGGCCCAGGCUGCGGCCUCCUCGGCUCGGGCCGAGCGUCUCUGCGGCCUCCCGCGUGGUGGCUGGUUUCCGUGGCGGAGGCAGAGCGACGGUAGGAUGUGUGAAGGGCCAUCCAGGAUUUCUGGACCCAUUCCUCCAGAUCCUACGCUCUUUCCAAACUAUUAUAAACGCCCCUUCUCAGCUCGAGGGAGGCUGGAAGGGAAUGCUGGGAAGCUGGAUUUUACUUUUGGCUCCCUGGACCCAGUUCCCAACCCAUACCCUGCUUUGGGCAGUGCCCGUCAGGCCCAGCCAGCCCCGCGUAUUCGCCCCAGUGGAAGGGACUUCUUGGAGAAGGGACAGAAGGGGACGCUUAGUCUCUUACUGCAGCUCGAAGGUCUCUCCCUUGACGGGGAGCUCCCGGUCAAGAGAAAAGAGUCCAAGGACCACGAGAAGGAAAAUGUGAGGCGAAUAAAGGAGAUUCAGAAGAAGUGCAAAGAGAAGGAGCAAGCCCAAGCGCGGAGCCAGCCCAAGCCUGUGAAAGCUCUGUGGAAAUCGCAGAAAUACGAAAACGUGGAGUCAAAGGUGAAAGCCAAACUGCAGGAGAGUUCCCCACCUCCAAAACCAGAGGCUCUGAAAUUCCUGAGGGCAUAUUCUCGCUGUGGCCCAGGGAUCAAGCCGUGCAGACCGCUUUCCCCAAGGCCUGCCAGAAUGAAAGGAGGGGCAGACACAGAGGCUCCAGAGGCAUUGGGUGCCGAAACCCAGAUCCAGGUGGACGGCAAGAGCAUUGACUUCAUUAAGCACAACGCCUGCAACGCCAAGCGGGCCUCGCUGCGGCGCUCCCAGUCCCUGCAGGCGCUGGCCGAGCUGCUGGAACAGAAACACCGGGAGCAGGAGGAAUACAAUGCCAAGCAGAAGGGCCACGUCCCCCAGUACCUGCUGGAGAGGAAGGAGCAGUGGCGCAGACAGAUGGAGGAGCGGCUGCAAAACCUGCCAGAUCCCGACACGCCACCUGGUCAUACCAUGAUGCCAGAGGGCCAGCGGCUGGAGACCCUCGGCAAUCUGAAGCAGAGCCAAGAGCACCUGCUAAAGGACCUGGUGAUGCUGCCGGUGCGUGCAGAUACCCUCAGCAUGCAGAAGAGGCGGGUAGAGCUGGAGAGGAAGCUCUCACAGAUAGAAGAGGCCAUCAAAAUUUUCUCGAGGCCCAAGGUCUUCAUCAAGCUGGACUCCUGAGCCAGCGGGGCUGGGUGUGUUGUGCUGCUCCGCCUGAACAUCCAUCAUCGCUGGAAGGGACGAUCAUCGCUUUGGGAGGGAAGGAGAGGAAGGGACGUUGAGGACCCUGGGCUCAUGCAGGUGCUGAUACAGUGGCCAACGUGCAGACAGCAUCUUUUGCUCACCCCCCAGUGUUGUGCCUUGUCCAGGGAAAAGGGAGGAAAAUGCCCUAAUUCAGUCUCGGCUGUGCAGUGUGGAGAACCUGAGUUCUCAGAGAUCAGCUCUCUGCCCUGGAUCCAUGGCAUCGCCUCUUAUUUUCACAUUUUUUCCCACUUCUAGAAACUGGCAGGAGGUCUCCUGUGCUGUUGCCUGUGGUGUUCCUUGUCCCCCUCUUUCUCCUAAGCCAGGCCAUGGUCAUGGCUCAUUCUGGGCACCUGCAGACUUGGCUGCACACAAACCUCAUGUGUGCCCCAGUCCUAAGCACUGACCUGUCCGGCUCACGCAGCCGGUGUCUCUGCACCUUCUGACCUGCUGGCUGGGCUCAGCAGCUCAGGGACAGCUUGGGGACAACACAGGGAGGUGCGGAGCUUCAGUCCUUCCCACCCAGAGAAGAGCCGGGCUGGCUGCAGGGGAGCUGGCUGCAGGGGAAUGUGGCAGGAUGUCUGGAGAAGCCUUUGUUGCCUGUGGGGCAGGACAUGCUCCAAUAAAGCAUCGUUUCCCUCUUC